This is a messenger RNA of Oppia nitens, 674 nucleotides long. RefSeq names its product coatomer subunit zeta-1-like (gene zetaCOP). Gene Ontology annotation, biological process: intracellular protein transport; retrograde vesicle-mediated transport, Golgi to endoplasmic reticulum; intra-Golgi vesicle-mediated transport. The coding region runs from base 115 to 648 and encodes 177 amino acids. NCBI's taxonomy places the organism in Eukaryota, Metazoa, Arthropoda, Arachnida, Sarcoptiformes, Oppiidae. The record is from RefSeq and is a predicted model, not a curated record. Gene Ontology annotation, cellular component: COPI vesicle coat. The transcript is spliced from 5 exons.
UAUACGUGUAUUGACUGAAGUAUAUGUGUUGUCGUUGUUGUUGUUGUUGUUGUGUACGUGUGUUAUGAUUUGGAUUCAGUUUUAACAUUACUUUAGACAUCAUUGGUCUUAGCCAUGGAAUCAACUCUUUUAGAGCCGACCCUAUAUGUGGUGAAAGCGAUUGCCAUUUUGGAUAACGACGGCAACAGAAUUCUUGCAAAGUAUUACGACAAUACGUUUGGAUCAGUUAAGGAGCAGAAGGCAUUUGAGCGUAAUCUCUACAAUAAGACCCAUCGGGCCAACGCCGAGAUCAUUAUGUUGGACGGACUCACGUGUGUCUACCGAAGCUCUGUUGACCUAUUCUUCUAUGUUAUGGGAAGUUCUAAUGAAAAUGGGUUAAUAUUGGCAUCAGUUAUGAACUGUUUGUUUGAAUCGAUAUCUCAUAUACUGAAGAAAAAUGUAGAAAAACGUAAUCUUUUGGAUAAUUUAGAUAUUGUUAUAUUAGCUUUGGAUGAGAUAUGUGACGGAGGUAUUGUAUUAGAAUCGGAUCCCAUAUCAGUGGUCCAACGCGUGGCUCUAAAACCCGAUGACAUUCCUUUAGGCGAACAAACUGUAGCUCAAGUGCUUCAGUCAGCCCGGGAACAGCUUAAAUGGUCACUUCUUAGAUAGAUAUUCAUAUAAUAUCAAUGUUUUAU